This is a messenger RNA of Gorilla gorilla gorilla (western lowland gorilla), 2511 nucleotides long. RefSeq names its product COP9 signalosome subunit 4 (gene COPS4). The transcript has 11 exons. NCBI's taxonomy places the organism in Eukaryota, Metazoa, Chordata, Mammalia, Primates, Hominidae. Bases 775 to 2070 code for a protein of 431 amino acids. The record is from RefSeq and is a predicted model, not a curated record. Gene Ontology annotation, cellular component: cytosol; COP9 signalosome.
UCUCCUGCCUCAGCCUCCCGAGUAGCUGGGACUACAGGGGUGCACCACCUACGCCCGGCUAAUUUUUUGGUAUUUUUAGUAGAGACGGGGUUUCACCGUGUUAGCCAGGAUGGUCUCGAUCUCUUGACCUCGUGAUCCGCCCGCCUCGGCCGCCCAAAGUGCUGGGAUUACAGGCGUGAGCCACCGCGCCCGGCCGAAAGGGGGGAUAUUAAUCAUUACUCCAGGACGACAGAGGGAAAAUCGCUUUGUACUGGACAAACUGGAAUGUCUGAUCAACCAUUAUAAAGUGCACGGAGUGGGAGGAGGAAUGGGGACUUUUUAAUUGUAUUUCUAAAAAGUAUCGUCUGUGGUGAAUCGGCAACAAAACUCGUUCUUUACCACAGGCAGUUUAAGCGCUGCCUGAAAGAUCGAAAGACGGUAAACCACAGACGUGAGAAACGGAACUUUACGAAAACGCAGUCGUUUUAUGUACCGGCUACUCAUUGGAGUUACACCAGAGACUCACUACUGGAGUUCAUCAGCCAAUCCAAAGUCCAAGCGUGAGAGCCAGAGCCUGUAGGAGAGACCUGGGCAGGCCUCAGACCUGAGGAGUGGAGCUCCGCAUCACUCAACCCUGGGGGCGGAGCUAGCCCGGGCUCCCACACCUGACGCUCUGGCCCACACAGACGCUACUCUGUAGCAUCUCAGGUUCCCUCUGGCUGCACUCUGGAGGACCACACUCGUUUUCUUUUUGGCUGCCAGAGGCCCCGCAUCCACCGCUGAGCUGGGAGAAAGAUGGCGGCAGCCGUGCGACAGGAUUUGGCCCAGCUCAUGAAUUCGAGCGGCUCUCAUAAAGAUCUGGCUGGCAAGUAUCGUCAGAUCCUGGAAAAAGCCAUUCAGUUAUCUGGAGCAGAACAACUAGAAGCUUUGAAAGCUUUUGUGGAAGCAAUGGUAAAUGAGAAUGUCAGUCUCGUGAUCUCGCGACAGUUGCUGACUGAUUUUUGCACACAUCUUCCUAACUUGCCUGAUAGCACAGCCAAAGAAAUCUAUCACUUCACCUUGGAAAAGAUCCAGCCUAGAGUCAUUUCAUUUGAGGAGCAGGUUGCUUCCAUAAGACAGCAUCUUGCAUCUAUAUAUGAGAAAGAAGAAGAUUGGAGAAAUGCAGCCCAAGUGUUGGUGGGAAUUCCUUUGGAAACAGGACAAAAACAGUACAAUGUAGAUUAUAAACUGGAGACUUACUUGAAGAUUGCUAGGCUAUAUCUGGAGGAUGAUGAUCCAGUCCAGGCGGAGGCUUACAUAAAUCGAGCAUCGUUGCUUCAGAAUGAAUCAACCAAUGAACAAUUACAGAUACAUUAUAAGGUAUGCUAUGCACGUGUUCUUGAUUAUAGAAGAAAAUUCAUUGAAGCUGCACAAAGGUACAAUGAGCUCUCUUACAAGACAAUAGUCCACGAAAGUGAAAGACUAGAGGCCUUAAAACAUGCUUUGCACUGUACGAUCUUAGCAUCAGCAGGACAGCAGCGUUCUCGGAUGCUAGCUACUCUUUUUAAGGAUGAAAGGUGCCAGCAACUUGCUGCCUAUGGGAUCCUAGAGAAAAUGUAUCUAGAUAGGAUCAUCAGAGGAAAUCAACUUCAAGAAUUUGCUGCCAUGCUGAUGCCUCACCAAAAAGCAACUACAGCUGAUGGUUCCAGCAUCUUGGACAGAGCUGUUAUUGAACACAAUUUGUUGUCUGCAAGCAAAUUAUAUAAUAAUAUUACCUUCGAAGAACUUGGAGCUCUUUUAGAGAUCCCUGCAGCUAAGGCGGAAAAGAUAGCAUCUCAAAUGAUAACUGAAGGACGUAUGAAUGGAUUUAUUGACCAGAUCGAUGGAAUAGUUCAUUUUGAAACUUCUGGCAACCACCAAUCCAUCUUCUGUCUCUGGAUUUACCUAGUCUGGAUAGUUCAUAUAAAUGGAAUCAUACAAUAUGUGACAUGUGACCUUUUGGCUGAUUUCACUCAGCAUAGUAUCUUUAGGGUUCAUCCAUGUCAUGGCAGCACGAGAAGCCCUGCCAACGUGGGACAAGCAGAUCCAAUCACUUUGUUUCCAAGUGAAUAACCUUUUGGAGAAAAUUAGUCAGACAGCACCAGAAUGGACAGCACAAGCCAUGGAAGCCCAGAUGGCUCAGUGAAUCCUUGCAGAACUUCUGUGCACAUGACAUCUUUUUCCAUGUUGUGCAGAUCAGUUUCACUAUCUCCAAAGCAUUUGCAUCAUGACCUUAUACAUUUCAAUCCCUUUUAUGCUGGAUUCCGUUUAAAGAAGACAUUAUUAGAGCAGGAAGUACAAGCAUUUAAAAAUAUGUAGUUCCCAUAUAUUUCAGGGUCUCUGUGUAUUAAGCUAACUCAGAUGUUUUGAAAGCUUUUUCUUUAAACAGAGGUGAAAUAUCUGUGGCUAAAAAGUUUGAGAUUUGUGAUAACUUUGUAGUCAUGUAAAACUUAAGUGCUUCAUGCCUCUCCAAAUGUGGUUAUUCUAAUAAAUGGAGAAAUGAGCCAAAUAAAA